CAGUGUUGCCCAGCAUGCAGUUAGCAUGAAGCACGGAGAAGUGUAUGGCUAUGCACAUUAUAUGCAAAAGGAAUAUUACCUUCGUCGUACAACACAAUUCUUCUGGUAUGAUGUCAUCUGCAAGUAUUGGCCUUGGCUGUGUAAAAAUGAUGUAACCACAUCUCAAAAGAUGAAACCUGCUCUUUCCGUAAUGCAUGCCAAAGCACAUGCUUGGUAUUGCCAGGUUAUUUGGGGAGGGCGAUGGCAAGAUGGCGCUUCUGCAACAACAGGAGAGGAAGUAGAACAGAUUAACAGUCAUUUCUCGCGGUUAGGGUGCACUACCAAGCAUAUGUUACCUGAAGGACGAGAGGAAUUGCUGACUGAACAUGCACUGGAGUGGAAUAAAAGAAAAAUAACCAAACUGUCAAGUAUUCUUGCGAAAAGAUAUACAAAAGCUAAAGAUAAAACCGCCAUCAUGCAGAAAGAAUUAGAAAGCAUGUCAGAGAAACUUGAGUGUGAUCCAACAACAUUACAGAAAUGGAAAGAAGAUAUAUUUGACGCUGCUAAACUGGAUGAAAAAUCGAGAAAUAAAAGAUAUUCCAUAACUCCGGAGGAAAUGAAAUACAUAUGUCAUUUGCUCACAUUAGAUGUGUUAACGCCAAAAGAGAAGGCCUUGUUUGACGUUGCUGAAAAGAUUUAUAAGGAAAAAUCUAAACAGUUUCAGCCCAAGAUCUGUCGCAAUUAUUCCUUUGGUGAAGGUGUUUUAAAAAAUAAAUCUUUGGAAUAUUUGAGAUACAAUAUGGAAUUCCAUCAUAACGCGAUCUCUCAUCUGGCAUUUAACAUUGCAAAACUUGCAGAUUCUUCGAAGCAACGAAAUAAGUUAAGGAGAAAGAUCAGCAAAGAGAAAGAGAGUAUCCAUUCUUUGAUUUCAAAUUAUAAUCGAAUUGCAGACGAACCGCUAAGCAACAUAGAAGAAAUUUUAAAUGGAAAGUUUCCAUGGAAUUCUCGGAACGAGCCAGUUGAUGAGUUGCCUUUGGUAACGAGACGAUCUGUGGUGGAUAAGUUGAUGGAAAUUCAACGGUUUCAGGAGGAAAUCGAAGUUACUAAAAAGGAAAUGUUCCAAUACCUUGAAUAUUACACCAAGAAAUGCCUUCCGGCACUUUAUAGCGAACUUGCAAAAUUGGAAAACCUGCUGCAAGGUAAAAGUCGCAGCCAAUGUGGUGGUGAACAGCCUGUUCUUGCGGUGGAAAGUGCUGUGUGUGUGGCAAAAACCUAUUCUACAAGCUCAGUCAAAAGGACCAUUGUCAGAGGAAAGCUUGCCUUGGUUAACGAAGGAAUUAACUUUGCCAUGCAACAAUUAAGGCUUGGAAUCCAAUCUUUCUUGCCAGUUCUCGGUUUACAAUUGUCUGGAUUCCAGGACAUAAUUGAGUCGCACAAUGACAAUACUAAGCAAUCCUAUGAAGAUGUGGAGGAUGAGCUGGAAAGAGAUACAAAUUUUGAUAUGGAUAGUGAAACCGACAGUGACACUGAUAACGACAAUGAGAGUAUCUAUUCCGAAUGGGAGUUUGACACCUAAGAUGGUCGAUACGUCCCUAAUUAUUCGUGCUUGUUGUAAAAUGUUAUAAUUCGUAAAGUUAUUUUCUUCGCUUUAAAUCCUAAAAAGUCGUUAUAUUAUUUAAACACAACUUCUGAAUUCUGUACAAAAUCAACUUUGUUUCGUAAAGUUAAGGGCGUCCUGGAACAAUACCCUUUUG
Messenger RNA from Dendronephthya gigantea, 1733 nucleotides. RefSeq lists its product as uncharacterized. The transcript has 9 exons. The record is from RefSeq and is a predicted model, not a curated record. The coding region runs from base 26 to 1555 and encodes 509 amino acids. Lineage: Eukaryota; Metazoa; Cnidaria; Anthozoa; Malacalcyonacea; Nephtheidae.